AUGGCGACGAGUCCGAAUGGAAUAAGUAAAUCAAAAGUGGCCUUUUUAGGACCAAGUGGAACACAUACCCACCAAGCGGCAAACAACUACUUUGGCGAUAGUGUAUCAUAUGAUCCUCAACCAUCUAUUGCUAAGUCCUUUGACGCGUUAUCAUCCGAGAUCCCUUUCGCCUGCCUUCCCAUCGCCAACUCGACGCAUGGUCAGGUAAUAGAAACACUCGACCUUUUAAGGUCCGGGCGAUGGUCGAAAGACGUCCACAUUAUUGGAGAAAUUGUGAUGAAGAUCGAGCAUUGUCUCGUCAUUCGUGAUUUACCGACGAAUGAUAAAGACGAGGGGGUGCUUCAGCGCAUCAAGACAGUAUGGAGUCAUGAGCAAGCUCUCGGACAAUGUUCGUCCUGGCUUACCCGCCAUCUUCCAAACGCCGCGAAGAUCAAGACACCCAGCACGUCUGGUGCUGCAAAGCAGCUAUUAGAACUCGACUCAGACCACACAUGUGCCGCCAUCUGCCCCCGAAUAUGCACGUCAAUCUAUUCUGGCCUUAGGAUUCUGGCACCGAGCAUCCAGGACAGGGAUGACAACCAAACUCGAUUCCUUAUCCUUGGUCACCGCCAUCAUCCUGCGCUUCCAACUAUCCCAGCGCCGACAAAAGCGCUAAUCCGAUUCAGCAUUGCAGGAGAAAUCUCUUCCCUUCUCUCAUCCAUUACGAGCGCCGCAUGGUCGAGCAAGCUAAAGAUCCUACGGAUAGACCGCCGACCAAAUCCUUCUUCCUCGCCAUGGACAGACAUUUACUUUGUCGAACUCACUCACUUUUCUCCGUCGCCAAAUCUCCAAAACGAGGUGUCGACCCUCAUCACAACACUCGGCACGGGUACAGAGGCUGUAAUUCUUGGUGUAUGGUGA
This is a messenger RNA of Serendipita indica DSM 11827, 900 nucleotides long. NCBI's taxonomy places the organism in Eukaryota, Fungi, Basidiomycota, Agaricomycetes, Sebacinales, Serendipitaceae. The record is from the annotation of a GenBank genome assembly.